AAAACCACUCAACUCCCCCCACCACUUGCCUCUCUCUUCUUUCUAUUUCUAUAAAAUAAAAAUAAAAUACCCUCACACUCACCAACAAACAAUUCAGUUUCCUUCUUUCAUACUUUCAAUACCCAUAAUGGCUAUUAAAAUUCGACAAGUAUGGGCUCAUAAUCUCGAACCAGAAUUUCAACUUAUUUCAACUGUGAUUGAUAACUACCCUUACAUAUCUAUGGAUACUGAGUUUCCUGGGGUUGUUUUCAAGCCUAACGUUUCCUACAAUCCCCCAUCCGAUCAGUAUAAGCUCUUGAAGUCUAACGUGGAUGUGUUGAAUCUCAUACAGCUUGGGUUAACUUUAUCUGACGCGGAAGGUAACCUACCUGGUUUAGGAUCUGACGGAGGCGGCUACAUAUGGCAGUUCAAUUUCUCCGAUUUCGAUGUGGAGCGUGAUCUCUACGCUCCGGAUUCCAUCGAGUUACUCCGCCGACAGGGGAUCGACUUUGAAAUGAACCGGGAAUGCGGGAUCAACUCAGCCCGGUUCACUGAACUGAUGAUGUCGUCCGGUUUGGUUUGUAAUGAAUCGGUGAGUUGGGUUACGUUUCACAGCGCGUAUGAUUUCGGUUACCUGGUGAAGAUACUCACGCGCCGGGAACUCCCCGGUGGAUUAGAGGAGUUUAUGGAAGUCGUGAGGGUGUUUUUUGGAAAUAAAGUUUAUGAUAUGAAGCAUUUGAUGAGAUUCUGUAAUAGCCUUUAUGGUGGUUUAGACCGGCUUGCGAAGACAUUGUCCGUGGACCGGGCGGUCGGAAAAUGUCACCAGGCCGGUUCAGAUAGCUUGCUGACGUGGCAUGCGUUUCAGAAAAUGAGGGAUAUUUAUUUUGUGAAUAACGGAGCAGAAAGACAUGCUGGCGUCUUGUAUGGAUUAGAAGUUAAUUAAUUAUUAGUAAAUAAAAGCUAUUUCAUUUAUUCUUUUAAGCUGAAAAUAUUGUUUUUCAUGACUUUUAAUUUUAAUAAUAGCUAAUAGAAGAGGAAAUACUCAUAUUUUCAAGCUAAUUA
Molecule: messenger RNA, 1041 nt
Organism: Solanum lycopersicum (tomato)
Lineage: Eukaryota; Viridiplantae; Streptophyta; Magnoliopsida; Solanales; Solanaceae
Product: probable CCR4-associated factor 1 homolog 9
Cellular component (GO): CCR4-NOT complex; CCR4-NOT core complex; P-body
Molecular function (GO): nucleic acid binding; poly(A)-specific ribonuclease activity
Source: RefSeq, a predicted model, not a curated record